Colossoma macropomum (tambaqui) is the source of this 5426-nucleotide messenger RNA. It is a transcript of the gene dennd5b, whose product is annotated as DENN/MADD domain containing 5B. The record is from RefSeq and is a predicted model, not a curated record. Gene Ontology annotation, molecular function: small GTPase binding; guanyl-nucleotide exchange factor activity. The transcript has 23 exons. NCBI's taxonomy places the organism in Eukaryota, Metazoa, Chordata, Actinopteri, Characiformes, Serrasalmidae. The coding region runs from base 384 to 4355 and encodes 1323 amino acids.
AUGUUCGAUUAGUGGGAGGUUUGAUUAGUUAAGUAUGAUUAUUAAAUAUUGUCCUGUUUUACACCUCUGUGUUGUGAUGGCUGUUGUGGUUUUGAUGGUGGUUGUUUGAUGGUAGUUUAAUUAUGGUGAUGUUUGGUGGUAGUGGUGGUUUUACUUAUGUUUGUUGUGAUGGUUACUCAUUACGAUGGUGGUGUUGGUGGUGGUUUUAUAACUGUGGUGGUGUUGGGGAUUAUAAUAGUGGUGGUGUUGGGUUUGAUUAGGGAGAUGAUUGUGAUGAUGGUUGUGAUGGUUACUGAUAACGAUUGUGGUGGUUUAAGGAAUUUUAAUGGUGGUGGUGUUGGGUUUGAUUAUGUUGAUUAUUAUAAUUGGCAGUGGUUUUACUGAUGGUGGUGGUUCUUCUGGUGAUCAUGGUGAUGAUGAUGGUGAUGACAGUUUUCUUAGAGAUAACACUACUUGCGAUGCCUUCAGCUUUGUACCAAUGGCUAGAGGCAGACCGUCAGGGCAGGGAGCCGGAGGCCGUGGCUGCAGGUGAGAACUUUGACCAGAGUCCGCUUAAAAGGACCUUCAAGUCCAAAGUGCUGGCCCACUACCCAGAGAACAUCGAAUGUAACCCAUUCGAUCAGGAUGCUGUUAACAUGCUCUGCAUGCCUAAAGGCCUGUCAUUCCGCACUCAGAGAGACAGCCUGGCCCCUCGCUUCCACUCUUUCCUCAUCACGCGGGAGGACGGCUCUCGCAUCUACGGCUUCGUCCACACCUUCUACGAGGAGGUGACCAGCACUCAGAUUCGCUCUGCCAUGCAGACUCUGCACCAGAUGCACCAUGCUGAGCAACACACCUCUCCCCACAACUGUCCUUCAUCAUCAUCCUCUUCCUCCUCCUCCUCGUCCUCCUCCAGUAUGGACUCUCUGGCGAGCAGUUCAGAUGAAGCGGAGUCUCCUUCCUCUCAGGCAGGAGUUCGGGGUGUCUGUGGCUGCUCAGGUUCAGGUUACGAUGCGGAACGAGACACACUGUACGUCUCUAAAGCGAUCUGCCUAAUCGCGCCCAUGCCCUUCAUGCAUGCGUGCAGACGGUUCCUGUCCCAGAUGCACCGGGCUGUGGUCUCACAGCAGCCACCCCCGCUGCCUCUGGAGAGUUAUGUCUACAAUGUGCUGUAUGAGGUCCCGCUGCCGCCGCCUGGACGCUCCCUCAAGUUCCACGGCGUGUAUGAGCCCAUCCUGUGCCAGCGGCCAGGGCCAAAUGAGCUGCCGUUGGCUGACUUCCCGCUGGGCGAGGCCUUCCAGCUGCUCGGAGUGGAGAACCUGGUGCAGCUCUUCACCUGUGUCCUGCUGGAGAUGCAGGUCCUGCUCUACUCACAAGAUUACCAGAGGCUGAUGGUGGUGGCGGAGGGGAUCACCACGCUGCUCUUUCCAUUCCAGUGGCAGCAUGUGUACGUGCCCAUCCUGCCUGCUUCCCUGCUGCAUUUCCUAGAUGCCCCUGUGCCAUACCUCAUGGGUUUACAGUCGAAAGAGGGCACGGACCGCUCCAAACUGGAACUGCCUCAAGAGGCAAAUCUUUGCUUUGUUGACAUUGACAACCACUGCAUCGAGCUGCCAGAGGAUUUCCCUCAAUUCCCCAACAAGGCUGAGUUUAUUCAGGAGCUGAGCGAGGUGCUGCUGCACUAUGGUCUUUCUCCAGAGGGCGGCGUCACAUCACCUGCACCCACCACCACUCAGACUUGCGUGACAGGCACAGGGCUGAAGAACACAGUCUUGAGAGAUCUAGUAGAUGAUGGAAGAAACGGGAACCUGCCUGGUGAAGCUUUAGAUGUCCUGGAGCUCCUGCAGGGAAACCCGACUCUAGAGCGCCUUCAGGCUCUGGCCAAACGCACAGGAGUGAAGGUGGCCCGUCUGGAGGCCCUCGUGGCAGGGCAGAAAGCUACAGGGGAGGAGAACGUGGGGGGAAGGACUGGCAUCGAGGAAGAGGAGCUGAGAACCGCCAAGCUGAAUGUGCAGCUGAGGGAGGUGUUUGCAGCACGCUUCGCCACAAUGUUCGCCGACUACGAGGCCUUCGUCAUCCAAAACUCACCGGACCUGGAGGCCUGGCUCACCAACCGCGAGCAGAUGCACAACUUUGACAAGGCAUCCUUCCUGUCAGAUCAGCCGGAGCCCUUCCUGCCUUUCCUGUCUCGCUUCAUUGAGACCCAGAUGUUUGCCACCUUCAUUGACAAUAAGAUCAUGUCUCAGUGGGAGGAAAAGGAGCCCCUCCUGCGUGUGUUUGAUGGGCGCAUUGAGAAGGCCCGCCUCUACAACGUGCGGGCGCCCAGUCUGCGCUCGUCAGUUUACCAGAAAUGUACCUUCCUCAAAGAGUCCGCUCAAGCCAUUGAGCAGCGGUUAAUGAAGAUUGACCACACCGCCAUCCAUCCCCACUUGCUGGACAUGAAAAUCGGCCAGGGCAAGUACCAGCAGGGCUUCUUCCCCAAGCUGCAGGCAGAUGUGCUUGCCUCAGGGCCGACGAACAAUAACAGGUGGUCAAAUCGCACUGGUCCAGCUCAGCGCAGGAGGGACUGGCCCAGGCAGCAGCCUGACCACCUCGGGCUGGACAAUGACCUCAAAGAGAAGUACAUGCAGGAGGCACGUAGUCUGGGGAAGAAUCUGAGACAGCCCAAGCUGUCGGACCUCUCGCCAGCUGUCAUUGCACAGACCAACUGGAAGUUUGUGGAGGGAUUACUGAAGGAGUGCAGAAUGAAGACUAAGCGGAUGUUGGUGGAGAAAAUGGGUCGGGAGGCUGUGGAACUGGGCCACGGGGAGGCUAAUAUCACUGGACUGGAGGAGAACACACUCAUAGCCAGCCUGUGCGACCUGUUGGAGAGAAUAUGGAGCCACGGCCUACAGGUCAAACAGGGAAAAUCUGCAUUGUGGUCCCACUUAAUGCACUACCAGGCCAGAGAGGAGAAAACAGAGCAACAGGCUGAGUCUCCAGUGUCUAACGGUCAAGAGAGAAGGAAGUCCGAGUCGUCCAUCGGCCUGCCAGCACUGCGCGUAUCAGUAGUACAGGACAUGAGGCACAUCCAGAACAUGGGGGAGAUAAAGACAGAUGUGGGCAGAGCGAGAGCCUGGAUCCGUCUCUCUCUGGAGAAGAAGCUGCUUUCUCAACACCUCAAACAGCUGCUGUCCAACCAGGCCUUAACCAAGAAAUUGUAUAAGCGCUAUGCCUUCCUACGAUGUGAGGAGGAGAAGGAGCAGUUUCUCUUUCAUCUGCUGAGCCUGAACGCUGUGGACUAUUUCUGCUUUACCAGUGUCUUCACCACCAUCAUGAUUCCUUACCGGGCUGUCAUCAUCCCCAUUAAGAAGCUGAGCAAUGCCAUGACGACGUCAAACCCGUGGGUGUGCGUGUCGGGUGAAUUAGGCGACUCUGGCAUCAUGCAGAUUCCGAAGAACGUUCUGGAGAUGACGUUUGAUUCUGCCUUUAGGCCUCACACGCACAUCUCCGCCCUUUUCAAGUGCCAGAACCUGGGGAAGCUGACCACCGUGCAGUUGGGUCAUGAUAACGCUGGGCUCUUGGCCAAGUGGCUGGUGGACUGCGUGAUGGUCCGCAACGAGAUUACAGGACAUACAUACAAGUUCCCCUGCGGUCGAUGGCUCGGUAAGGGUGUGGAUGAUGGCAGUCUGGAGCGAAUUCUGAUCGGCGAAUUAGUGGCUCCGUGCAGCGAUGAGGAGGUAGUGCGAGGAAGCAAGACCCCGCCUCCUCAGCGCUCACCCUCACAGCUUCGGCGAAUCAGUAUAUCCUCCAUCACAGGACGAGGCAACAAACCAACAACAGAUCAGAUACAGGAAGCCAUCAGUGAGGCAGUGAACAACAUCAUCAAACAUUUUCACAAACCAGAGAAAGAGAGAGGGAGUCUGACUGUUCUGCUGUGUGGAGAGGGUGGGUUGGUAGGCGCACUGGAGCAGUUCUUCUACCAUGGCUUCCGCACAGCACGUCUUUUCCAGAAAAACAUAUUUGUGUGGGACUUCCUAGAGAGAGCAGUGGUAUAUAUGGAGAGUGCUGAUCAGAUGGGGCAUCUGCAGGAAACAGCUGAGCCUCUUGGCCUGACUUGCGAUUCUCUCUGUCGUUAUGCCAAUGCCAUCAACAACACAUCACGUAACAUCGGCAAGGAUGGCAAGUCCCAGCUGCUAAUUUGCCUUGGGGCGAGAGAUCGACUGCUGUCUAACUGGAUCCCUCUGCUGGUGGAGUGCCCCGUCAUCACGCGGAUGUAUGAGGAGACGGCCCUCCUGCGCGACCGGGUCGCCGUUAGCUCUCUUAUUAACGUCCUGCAGUCGCUCCAUGACUUCCCCAUCACUCUGGAGACCUCGCUUACCAAGGGUGUGGACCUGUAGCCCCUCUAGAAACAGUUUCAGACCCAGCCACCCCAAACCCUCAGCAUCCCUGGUCUCUCCUGCCACUGCUGCCACUCUCAGGGCCAGCGCGGCUCUGGGAGCAAUUCUCAAGCUCGAGACUAAAGCGCUCCAGACUUAUUCAGCUCUCUCCCAAACCCCACUGCAGUGAGAUUCACACAGAGGUAGAUGUUAAGGGUGUUUGGAUUCCUGGCGAAAGCUGUGUUCAUUUGAUGCAAAGGGACCUGUGGAUUUGGUUCUGAAUUUUGCUGGUAUGGUUUGCCAGGUGUUUGACAGCAGAGAGUUCUCUUCUCCUGUGUUCAUCCUUCAGACUUCCAGCCACCUUUAGAUUGCUCCAUAUCAAAUUCACAUGAACCCACAAAAAAAGGAAUUUGCUUCAAAGUAUUAAAGAUUAGCUUUGUUAUUGUUAUUUGAUGCAUACCUUUAGCAUUGACAGGCUUCUUGUGUCUCUGUAUUCCUUCCUACAACGGGAGGCUGGAGCUAAAUCACAUUGCACAACUGUUAAAGGACAAUUAAGAGUAUUCGGGUUAGAUGUUGCCCACAAGUCUAUAUUUGUUUUGUCACUCUUGACUGGCGAUUGAUCUGCAAGGAAAGCAUCUGCUUCAAUGGACUGUUAUAAAGUGGUCAUCUACAAAAGGUUUGGCUCAGCUGCAUCGAUUAAGCUGAACCUGCGGUGGUUUAAAGGAAAUGACAUUCCAGCGACACCAAGCGAAAAUACUGUGGUUGAGUCUCAGUAUGCGUUCUGUCAUUUCGUGUGAGUGUGUGAAUGUGUGAGUGUGCAUAUAUGUAUUUUGCCAAUCAGUAUUAACUUGGUUUGUGUUGAAGUAAAUCAACAUAAAGCUUGAAUUUUGUAUUUCGGAGAAAACACUGGAAAUAGAUCAGCAAUAAUGCGCCCGGCCAUCUCCCACUCUCUUAAGGACAGAAGUAUUUAUCCAUGUAAACAGCCAGCUUUCUAUCUCUUACCAUUUCCUCCCCACAUAGAACUUGUCACAGUUUUUAAAGCCCCAUUUCAGGAUGUUUUGGAAUUUAUUUGGUCCAGUCAGGUUGCUUUUA